Messenger RNA from [Torrubiella] hemipterigena, 726 nucleotides. The record is from the annotation of a GenBank genome assembly. Lineage: Eukaryota; Fungi; Ascomycota; Sordariomycetes; Hypocreales; Clavicipitaceae.
AUGAGAUAUUCUCUCGUUUCAAUUUUGUUCCUAACAGGCAUAAAGACUUGCCAUGGGGUCAAGGGCAAAGAUCCUGGUGAGAUUGAUAUGUUCCAUACUGACCGAAUAUCUACUUACUAUGCAGCAGAGUGCUGGGCCAAGUGUGUUGAAUCAACGUUACAAGCAUCAGAUGAUACCAGUUUAGCUGACAUGUGCCAUGAUUUGGUCAAGCAACGGAACGUCUUCAUAUGCAUCGGCCGAACAUGCGAAAGUCAAUAUUAUGGUCUGGCUCUCUCACAAGCCAUAGUCUCAUGCACCAAUCUUGGCGCUGAUAUUGCCACUCUAUAUCCCAUUCAAGUCAAUGAUGCUAGCAGCUCAUCUAGUUCCCACGAUUGGCAAAGACGGCAGUCCCUCAUGGAUAAGGAUACCGAUGUCUUGAGUACUGUGUUUGCAGGAAAUGGCUUUUCUCUCUCGGUGGCCUGUCAAGCAGGUUCUGACGGUGUCAUUACCAUAGAGCCACCAGCACCUUCUAUUAAUCCAUUGUCUCCAAAUUUAGCCGACCUUCCUGGUGGUCACAGAGGGCCAACAACUCCGGAAGGAAGCCCAGAGUUGCAGCCGGCCAUGACUUUGACAACUGAAGGACAAUUCUCCUCUGGGUACCUCAUGCGGCUGUCCAACAACUACUACUACUCCCUCGUUGGCAAAUACUCCUUGUUCUACGACAGCUACUUCAACAAGGACUCCUAG